Messenger RNA from Radiomyces spectabilis, 678 nucleotides. RefSeq lists its product as uncharacterized. The record is from RefSeq and is a predicted model, not a curated record. NCBI's taxonomy places the organism in Eukaryota, Fungi, Mucoromycota, Mucoromycetes, Mucorales, Radiomycetaceae. The coding region runs from base 1 to 678 and encodes 225 amino acids. The transcript is spliced from 9 exons.
AUGCCUGCACAUCCGAGUCUCGUAAAAUACCAGGAAUCAUUAGCCUUAAAGGUGGCUACUGAUCGAAUCAAGGCGUAUUUAAUCCAUCUCCGAAUGCAAAGCGGUGUUGAUCUAGAAUCAAAAGAUAAAGAAAUGCACCUCUACGCCCUUGAUGCAAGGUUAUUUUCCCAACCUACGGCUGCUAUUCCCGGAGGCACUUUAUUCAAGCAAAUUUGUGGCAUACCAAUACUCAGUCCUCACCAUGGUGCUGCAAUACAACGAAAUAACACCGCGCAACGUCAUCCGAAUCCCACGAACAGACGUUUUCCGACACGCACCAUGAAUGAUGCUUUUUCUGCAAUCAUUGACAAACUUCGAUCCGGCGUGGGACGAUCCGAAGUGAGGGGAUUUGGUUCGUCAUUGCAGCAACAAAGUACCGCUUUGCGGGCUUGGUCCCGCGAAGGCUAUUUUUCCGACGAAGACAAGAUGUCAGCAAGCCGUAGCGAUAUUGCUAAGCUUCGCUUCCAUGAGAAUGAUGCGCAAAGGAUGAAACAACCUUUGAACAUCUACGAAGAAAUGGGAAAUCAAGUUACCGACGAAAUUGUGCAAGGCACUUGGCCGAUGGAUCCACCGGAAGAAGGAGUCACUCAAGUUGCAAUGGCUGAUCCAGGACCCGUCAUGGGCUUAGGCUUGAGCUAG